Nestor notabilis (Kea) is the source of this 938-nucleotide messenger RNA. RefSeq names its product cathepsin Z (gene CTSZ). Gene Ontology annotation, molecular function: cysteine-type endopeptidase activity. NCBI's taxonomy places the organism in Eukaryota, Metazoa, Chordata, Aves, Psittaciformes, Psittacidae. The annotation marks the transcript as partial. The record is from RefSeq and is a predicted model, not a curated record. Gene Ontology annotation, cellular component: lysosome. The transcript has 5 exons.
UCCGCGCUCCCCGAGAGCUGGGACUGGAGGAACGUCAACGGCGUCAACUACGCGAGCACCACUCGGAACCAGCACAUCCCGCAGUACUGCGGGUCCUGCUGGGCACACGGCAGCACCAGCGCCCUGGCAGACCGAAUCAACAUAAAGAGAAAAGGAGCAUGGCCUUCUGCCUAUCUCUCCGUUCAGAAUGUGAUUGACUGUGCCGAUGCAGGAUCCUGUGAAGGCGGAGACCACUCCAGUGUUUGGAAGUAUGCCCAUGACCAUGGCAUUCCAGAUGAGACCUGCAACAACUACCAAGCUAAGGAUCAAAAGUGUAAGAAGUUUAACCAGUGUGGCACUUGUGUCACUUUUGGAGAGUGCCAUGUCAUAAAGAACUACACUCUCUGGAAAGUUGCUGACUAUGGGUCUGUCAGUGGAAGAGAAAAGAUGAAGGCAGAAAUCUAUACUAAUGGACCAAUUAGCUGUGGCAUAAUGGCUACUGAGAAGCUGGAUGCUUACAGUGGAGGACUUUAUACAGAGUACAACCCCUCACCUGUGGUGAAUCACAUUGUAUCUGUGGCUGGCUGGAGUGUAGAAAAUGGAACAGAAUACUGGGUUGUUCGUAACUCCUGGGGCGAACCCUGGGGUGAAAGAGGGUGGCUGAGAAUUGUGACCAGUGCAUAUAAAGGUGGAAGAGGAGCAGAAUACAAUCUUGCUAUUGAAGAGGACUGUGCAUAUGGAGAUGCUGUACUUCCUUGAUUCCAUAGCGUACAUCUUUGUGUUCAGGAGCUACUUUGGAAGCUUCCCAGCACAACCUUUUUCUGUUUAAAGGAUAGUAGUCUAAAACUCCUUCACAGUUCAAUACCAUUGGGCAGUUCUGCAAAAUUAGCCCACAGAGCAACACACAGUGUCUUCAAAGUAAAAUAAAUAGAGCUGCCUUCAGGUAUUUACAACUUAAA